Messenger RNA from Suncus etruscus (white-toothed pygmy shrew), 2715 nucleotides. It is a transcript of the gene DDX11, whose product is annotated as DEAD/H-box helicase 11. The transcript is spliced from 26 exons. Gene Ontology annotation, molecular function: hydrolase activity, acting on acid anhydrides, in phosphorus-containing anhydrides; DNA helicase activity; ATP binding. Gene Ontology annotation, cellular component: nucleus. The record is from RefSeq and is a predicted model, not a curated record. Lineage: Eukaryota; Metazoa; Chordata; Mammalia; Eulipotyphla; Soricidae. Bases 1 to 2715 code for a protein of 904 amino acids. Gene Ontology annotation, biological process: nucleobase-containing compound metabolic process; establishment of sister chromatid cohesion.
AUGGCCAAUAAAGCCAAGGAAACUGGUGAUAUCCAUUUCCCUUUUCCCUUCACACCCUAUUCCAUCCAGAAAGACUUCAUGACAGAGCUGUACCAGGUGCUGGAGGCAGGCAAGAUUGGGAUCUUUGAGAGUCCUACUGGCACUGGAAAAUCCUUAAGUCUUAUUUGUGGGGCCCUUACGUGGCUCCGAGACUUUGAACAGAAGAAAAGUCAAGAGGAAGCACAAGUUCUUCAAAGGGGAAAUGUCCUUUUACCUCAUGGGAAGGAUCAGCCCCCACUGAUCUCAUCUUCCUGCCAAGACAGUUCCAACAUCUCAAUGCCAGCAGGAGAGCCUGACUGGGUUACUCAGUUUGUGCAGAAGAAAGAAGAAAGGGACCUGGUAAAUCGACUCAAGGAGGAGCAGGUCCGGAGAAAGAAGCGAGAAGAACGUCUGCAGCUGCUCCGCCACAAUGUCCAGCUCCAGUAUGCGGCCAAGCGUGCGAGACAGAAAGAAGAGGAAACAGAGCGUCUCCUCCACCUCAGCAGAGAGCUACUGGCAGCAGGCACUGAGCAGCAGGAGCAGCUGGCAUGUGAGGAUGAGGAGGAGGAGGUGGUCCUCGAUGAAUAUCAAAGUGAUGAGGAGAGAGGAAGAGCUCUUGGAGUUGAGGAGGAAGAGGAUGACCUGGAAGAAGAACAUGUCAUGAAGAUUUAUUACUGCAGUCGGACACACUCCCAGCUGACCCAGUUUGUGCAGGAGGUUCAGAAGAGCCCCUUUGGCAAGGACACCCGGCUGGUCUCCCUCGGCUCUCGACAGAACCUUUGUGUCAAUGAAGAUGUGAGAAUCUUGGGCUCUGUGCUGCUCAUCAAUGACCGCUGCUUGGAGAUGCAGAGAUGCCCACAAGAAACAAUGAGCAAAGCAGAGGAAGAGAAGCCAAAGCGGAGACGGCGAGAGCAGCGGGCUUCCUGCCCCUUCUACAGCCAUGAACAGCUGCAGUUCUUCCGGGACGAGGUCCUGGUGGCGGUGAGGGACAUCGAGCAACUGGUGACCUUAGGAAAAGAGACCCACGCUUGUCCCUAUUAUGGGAGCCGGUUCGCCAUUCCUGCAGCGCAGCUGGUGGUGCUACCCUACCAGAUGCUGCUACAUGCAGCCACCCGGCAAGCUGCAGGUAUCCAGCUAACGGGCCAGGUGGUGAUCAUCGACGAAGCACACAACCUGAUUGACACCAUCAGCAGCAUCUACAGUAUCGAGGUCAGCGGUUCCCAGCUCUGCCAGGCCCAUUCUCAGCUGCUCCAGUACAUGGAACGAUACCAGAAGCGGUUGAAGUCCAAGAACCUUAUGUACAUCAAGCAGAUCUUAUUCUUGUUGGAGAAGUUUGUGGCUGUCCUAGGUGGAAAUAUUAACCAAAAUCCCAACAUGCAGAACCUCACACAGUCAGGAACUGAGCUGAAGACCAUCAAUGACUUUCUUUUCCAGAGCCAAGUUGACAAUAUCAAUUUGUUCAAGGUGCAGCACUACUUUGAGAAAAGCAAGAUCAGCAGAAAGCUUUUUGGCUUCACAGAGAAGUAUGGCGCUGUCCUCACCCCUUCCAGGGAGCCACCCAGGCUUGCAGGGUUUCAGCACUUCCUGCAAAGCCUGCAACCAGCUGCAGCUCCUGCCACCUCCCUGGAGGAAGAGGCUGGACCUCCCCGACCCACUUCCCCCCUGAUGCACAUUGAAGGCUUCAUCGCGUCUCUCACCAGUACCAACCAGGACGGCAGGAUUAUCCUGAGCCGCCGAGGAAACCUCAGUCAGAGUACCCUCAAAUUCUUGCUCCUGAACCCAGCCAUGCACUUUGCCCAAGUGGUAAAGGAAUGCCGAGCCAUGGUCAUCGCAGGGGGCACAAUGCAGCCGGUGUCUGAUUUCCGGGAGCAGUUGCUGGCGUGUGCAGGGGUGGAACCAGAACGAGUGGUGGAAUUCUCCUGUGGUCACGUGAUCCCUCCAGACAAUAUUCUGCCCCUUGUUCUCUGCACUGGGCCCUCCAACCAGCAGCUGGAGUUCACAUACCAGAGGAGAGAGCUGCCUCAGAUGAUACACGAGACGGGACGCAUUCUCUGUAACCUGUGCACUGUGAUCCCUGGAGGGCUGGUCUGUUUCUUCCCGUCCUAUGAGUACCAACGCCAGGUCCACGCGCAUUGGCAGGAGAGUGGUCUGUUAGAUAGUCUGGCUGCCAAAAAAAAGAUAUUUCAGGAACCCAAGAGAGCAAACCAGGUGGAGCAGGUGCUGCUAGAGUACUCCAAGUGCAUUGAGCGCUGUACCCAGGAAGGAGGCCAGGUGACCGGAGCCCUGCUGUUUGCUGUGGUUGGAGGGAAAAUGAGUGAAGGAAUCAAUUUUUCUGACAAUCUUGGCCGGUGUGUGGUCAUGGUGGGCAUGCCUUACCCCAAUAUCAAGUCUCCUGAGCUGCAAGAGAAGAUGGCUUACCUGGAUCAGGCCCUUCCCAGAACCCCUGGGAAUCCCCCUCCUGGUAAGGCUUUGGUGGAAAAUCUGUGCAUGAAGGCUGUCAACCAGUCUAUAGGCAGAGCCAUCCGGCACAAGAAAGAUUUUGCCAGCAUUGUACUCCUGGACCAGCGCUACAGCCGCCCAACAGUCCUGGCAAAGCUGCCAGCCUGGAUCCGAGAACGGGUGGAAGUCAUUGCUACCUUUGGCCGUGCCAUUGCUUGUCUGCGGAAGUUUCAUCGUGAGAAAGCUGGCUCUUCCUGA